GAUUGUAGGGAGAGAGAAAAAGGGAGGGAGUGUGAGGAUUCGGUGUUUCGUCGUACAAGGGGAAGCGAUUGUAUAUAGUGCGUGUAUUUAUAUGUACAUUUUUAGUUUCUGACUUUUCACCAGGAAAUUGAAGUAGAUGGCAAUAUACUGAUUAAUACGGUUGUUUUUGACAUUCAAUGUAUACGCUAUGCACGGGGACCGGGUUGCCAUUCAUAGCCAUAAAAACAUAGCCAUACAAUACGUUGCAAAGAAGRACAUUUUACCAAAUAAUUCGACAUUUGGGUGAUCCCAAACGAGUCGCAACCGAUGGACAUACGGUCAUCUUGACUGAGCGCGUCGAAAGUAUUUAUCCAGUAAUGGCACAGCUAUUCUUUCUUAUAAUUCUGUAUGCUCUGCCAUCUCUUGUUGUGGCCAUACAUAAUUCAACAACUGGAGGCUGUGCCAUCAUCCGUCCUCCCAGAGAUGGAGGCAUCCGCUACAGAGGCCUGACACAAGAACAGAUUCGCAAUGUGCAGAUUCUACCAGUGGACUACGAGAUAGAGUACAUCUGCAGGGGGAACAGGGUCAUAGUGGGCCCUAAGGUCAGGAAGUGCCUUCCCAACGGCACAUGGACCGACAUCACACAGCACAGCAGGUGUCUGCUGCUSUGCCCUCGUGUGUGGACGUCCCUGGAGAAUGGGAGGGUGGCSCUGAAGCCCCCUGGGCCACCGGUGGAGGGCACCGUGCUGCACUACAGCUGCCAUGCUGGCUUCAUGCUGGAGGGCAGGAACAUCACACACUGCACCAAGCGUGGCUAG
This is a messenger RNA of Salvelinus sp. IW2-2015, 797 nucleotides long. NCBI's taxonomy places the organism in Eukaryota, Metazoa, Chordata, Actinopteri, Salmoniformes, Salmonidae. The record is from RefSeq and is a predicted model, not a curated record.